Molecule: messenger RNA, 3442 nt
Organism: Linum trigynum
Lineage: Eukaryota; Viridiplantae; Streptophyta; Magnoliopsida; Malpighiales; Linaceae
Source: the annotation of a GenBank genome assembly
CUACAACAUAUCCAACUUUCAGAGAACGUAUUGAAUCAGAAAAAUUCAACUCUCGCCGGAAAAGUCGCCGGAAAAUCAUCGGGAAAGCGUAUCCUCGACAUAUACUGCGUACACGCAUCAAUGAAUCAUCACUAAGCAGGUGCGUAAUUUUUUUUAGUUUCGAACAAUUUUUCCGACGAUUUGAAACGAACAGACUGUGGGCCGAAAAUUUCCGGCGGCCUGAACCUGGCUGGGCCAAAAAUUUCCGGUGGCCGGAACCUGGCCGGGCCGAAAAAUUCUGGCGGCCGGAACCAGGCUGAGCCGCAAGAUAUUUUCGGCUCAGCCUGGCUCCGGCCGCCGGAAUUUUUCGGCCCACCAUCUGUUUUUGCAAUUUUCCGGAAAAAUUCGAUUUUAGGAGUUGAAUUUAGAUUUUAGGAGUUGAAUUUAGAGUUUAGGAGUUGAAUUUAGCGUUUAAGAGUUGAAUUUAGCGUGUAAGAAUUGAAUUUAGAGUUUAGGAGUUGAAUUUAGCGGUUAAGACUUGAAAUUAGCGUUUAGGUUCACAGGAAUAUUGAUGUAUUAUAUUGUAAUUGUAGGAAAAAUGUCAGAGUUGUUACCGACCGAUCAUGAUUACACACAGGAAUUUGAGAAUGGGAUCCAUUAUGCAAGUGUGGAGUUAGCUGAGUUAGCUGCAAAAACAAUCGCUCAGCAGUGUGGGUUCUUUAUUAUUAGAGGAGCAUGGAAACCGAAUACUGUUGGACAGAAUCCUGUUACUGCCCUCUGUAUGUAUUGCGACAGAAGUAGUAGGAUCGUUAAGUCUUAUAAACCAGACCCUACGAAGGAGACGCGUGGGAAUAUUAGUUCGAAGGGUACUGGUUGCCAGUUUCAGAUAUGUAUAAAGGAAGUAUGGCAAAAGGAUGGUCCAAACACAUGGGUCAUGGUGGGAGUGACAAGUCGUGAAACCGGAGCUAAUAGAGGGUUUCACAACCAUGAAAAGGUGUUGUAUCCAGAACAUCACCGACACAACAAACAGUUUAGUGAGGCUGAAAAAGAGAGGUUAAGAUUAAUGAGGAAGGCGGGGGUGAGACCAAAUCAGCAGAAGACGACACUCAAUACUGAAGGGGGUGUGCAUCAUGAUAUCAAACAGAUGUACAACAUAAAUUCGAAGACAAGAUUGGAUGAGAUGGGUGAAAUGGAUGCGAUACAGUUUGCGCUUCACGGAGCUGAACAUCGUGGGUACCAUAUCUGUUUGCAAAAGGACUCUAAUAAUGUGCUCACUAAUCUGUUUUUUGCGCACCCGACGUCCAUUCAGAUGUUGCAUGCAUGGCCGUACGUCAUCCUCAUUGACUCGACCUACAAGACCAAUAGGUACGGCUGGCCAUGGGUUGAGAUUAUUGGGGUUACUCCAGUGAAGACGAAUUUCAACAUUGCACGUGCAAUUAUUAAGCAGGAAACAAAGGAAACAUAUGAGUGGCUGCUGCGAUGUAUUAAAGGGUUGCUCGGUGAUACGGUUCCGAAUGUCAUUGUGACAGACAAAGAAGGUGGUUUGCUUGCUUCUAUUCCUGUGGUCUUCCCUCUCCCACAUACUGGAGACCUGACUGCUGAACCAGAUUCUCCGCCUCAACAUGACUAAACACGUAGCUACUCAAAUAAGCAACCGCCGAUGUACGGCUGUAGCAACUGAUGACCCCUCGAUCUCCAGCCCCCGUCCAAAGCAAUAGGCAACGUGGCCACGAAAGCUCCUAAUGAGGCUAGGAUCCGUAGGUCCACCAGGACACUCACCAACAAGCUCCCACGGUGGAGGACCACUCGAACGUCCUCACCUACUCCGUCCAGUCCCCGAGCUCUCUGUCUCCUGACGAGCAGGUGGUACGAAUCGCCCAGCUCGGUCCCUAUACAUAGCAGGACGUGAUGUUGCCGUACGAGACGGCACUCGUCCAUGUCCACGCGUAGGUGGAGGGACCUCGAUAUCCUCAUCACUAUCGUCCUCAUCAAACUCAGCCGAGACCACUCUCGAUGCAGCACCCUGGUUCCUCCCAUGGGAACCAGACGCCCGUGAUGCCGAACGAGAAACUACAGUAGGAGCCUCUAACUCAUCCUCCCCCUAAAUUUGCCUGUGACUGAUGUCCAAUAUCUCGAGAGCGCUUAUUCUCCUUAUUCUUCCUUCGUGCUGAUGCAUCAACAAUCCUACCAUUGAAUCUAUACAACUUAUCCCCACCCGCAUCACCCGCAUCAUCCAUAUCUAAUUAUCUACAAAUUUACAAAAUAUCAUACUUAGAUGCGCACUAAUUAAUUAAUUUUCUAUUAACUAAUGUAAUAUUAACAUUAAUUGUUAAUUAAUCACAAAUUAAUUUAAUUUCUAUUAACUAAUGUACUAUUAAAAUUAAUUGUUAAUUAAUCACAAAUUAAUUAAUUUUAUAUUAACUAAUGUAAUAUUAACUUUAAAUGUUAAUUAAUCACAAAUUAAUUAAAUUUCUAUACUAAUUAAUCACAAAUGUACUGAAUAUUAACAUUAAUUGUUAAAUCAAUUCUUAAUUAAUUAAAAUUCCAUUAACUAAUCUAAGUAAUUAAACAUUCAAACGCCUAUUACAAAAAAAACAUUUAUGGACCAACUUAAAUAAAUAUUAACACUAAUUGCUAAUUUCUAUUAACUAAUUAAGUAAUUUUUUAUUUACUAAUAAGUAAUUUUUUAUUUACUAAUUAAUUAUUGUAUUAAAUUAAAUUAAAAACUGGCCGGGCCGAAAAAAUUAUGCGGCCGGUGCGCCGCCGGGCCGAAAAGAGUUUGCGGCCGGUGCGUCGGCCGGCCGAAAAAAAUUUGCGGCCGGCGCGACGUCGGGCCGAAAAACAUUUGCGGCCGGUGCGACGGCCGGCCGAAAAAUUCUUUCGGCUCGACGUCGCUCCGGCGGCAAAUUUUUUUCGGCCGGCCGACGAACACGCCGCCGCAAAUUUUUUGGGCGGCAUGGUCGGCGACCGGCCGAAAAAAAUUUGCGGCCAGGUCGUCGCCGGGUCGAAAGGUUUUUUUCGGGCCGCAGGUUUUUUUCAGCCCACCCUUUUUUUUGCCGGAAAACUGGAAAACUUGCCGGAAAACUGGAAAACUGGCUGGAAAACUGGAAAACUGCCCGGAAAAAAUAAACUUACUUGUUUUCCGACGAUUGAGGGCGACGGGUGGUUAGCCGACGACGGAAGAACGGUGCCGGCGACGGAGGCACUGUGCUCGUCAACAGAAGUUUUUGUUGGAAUGAGUCAAAUGUUCCUGAUAUCUGAAUUUAUAGAAUGAAAGGAAGGGAAGGGAGGGAAAAUUCAAAAUUUGAAUUCAAAUUUUUUUUUUUUUUGGUUGGCGGCAAAUAGCAAUUUGAUUGGCGGCAAAUAACCGUUCACUUUCCAAAACGAUGACAACUGAUUGCAUUUGUGUUUCCAUAUACUCAAAAUUUUCAAUAUUUGGUUCAAAUGAACAAUUAGUUAGAAG